Messenger RNA from Electrophorus electricus (electric eel), 1057 nucleotides. RefSeq names its product glutaredoxin and cysteine rich domain containing 1 a (gene grxcr1a). The record is from RefSeq and is a predicted model, not a curated record. Gene Ontology annotation, biological process: sensory perception of sound. Lineage: Eukaryota; Metazoa; Chordata; Actinopteri; Gymnotiformes; Gymnotidae.
AGGGUUCCCUACAGGUAAGCAUGGGGAAGUAAAGGCUAACCCUGCAUUCUUGGGUGCGACACCAGCGGAAUAAAGCAACGUGUUCUGCGGGAGAUGUAAGCACCGCUGGGGGUCUCCGAUGGAGGGGGCUUUGUUGAAGCCACGCAAGAGCGUGAGGUUCCGUGUGGCCUCGGGCAACAGCGGCCGAGUCCUGAAGGAGAUGUUUAAGGACGAGGGCCCGUCUGACUCCCUGGACUCUGACUGUACCAGCAGUUCGGAGGCAGACCGGGCGAGCACGCCGUCCACCAGCGGGGAGGUGAACGGGCUGGCCGGGGGCUACCUGGGCGCGGAGCUGGAUGACAGCGAGAGCGAGCUGGAUGACCUGCUCCUGUAUACUGGGGCAAAGGACAAGGUCAGGGGGCUGAGCACCAGACGAGUCAACAUACUGAGCAAGAACGGCACAGUGCGUGGCGUCAAGCACAAAGUGAGCGCCGGCCAAAUACUAUUCGACAGCCUGAAUAAAGAUGCAGGGCCUGAGCUGCCUUUAGAGUUUGGGAGGAUCGUGAUCUACACCACCAGCCUCCGCGUGGUCCGUACGACGUUUGAGCGCUGUGAGCUGGUGCGGAAGAUCUUUCAGAACCACAGGGUGAAGUUCUUGGAGAAGAACAUUGCUCUGGACAGCGAGUACGGCAAGGAGCUGGAGGCCCGCUGCAGACGCGUAGCGGAGCUGCCCUCUCUCCCCAUGGUCUUCAUCGACGGACACUACCUGGGGGGUGCAGAGAAAAUACUGGGUAUGAACGAAUCAGGGAAACUGCAGGAUCUCCUAAACAAAAUUGAGAGGGUACAGCAUCCCCACACAUGCCAGACGUGCGGGGGUUUCGCCUUUGUACCCUGCCCAAUGUGCCAUGGCAGUAAAAUGUCUGUGUUCAGGAACUGCUUCACAGACUCCUUCAAAGCUCUCAAGUGCACUGCCUGCAAUGAAAACGGACUUCGACCAUGUCCCAGCUGCUCCCACUGAGGUCCUCUACAAGUGCCUGCCCACCUACCAGUGCCCCCACCCAAUCACCUCACCUUCCCA